AUGUCGCUACAGGAAAUGGAGGGCGCCGUUCUCACAUCCCCCAAGCCUUUCGAUGAUCCCGAAACGCCUCGUCGCGCUACGACCGAUGUCUCCAGUACGCGACCAGCAUCUGCCAUCCUACGCAGCGUCGACUCCAUUCACAAUCCGCAGCCCUGGCCGCCGUCGGAGGUAUUCCACUUCGACGCAGGAAGUCGCAACAGCAGGGAAGCUGGCCCGGGUCUACGGCCAACAUGUCCAUUGCCGCAGCUGCCCCACCUUCACUUCUCACCCUUUACCUCUCGACCCAUAACCCUGCUGGUCGGAGGCACGUCUUCACCUAGCAAAGAAGAGAGUCCCGUCUCCCACUUCGCCCACGAAGAUCUCCUUAGCUCCAUUUCGCCCUUUUUCCGCGCGGCCCUACAACGCUCUUCUCCUGGAGGGGCCUACACUUUCCAGGAAGCCGCCACCGGCGUCAUCAAGCUCCCCGAAGAGCGCCCAGAAGACAUCGCCUUCCUGCUGCAGUGGGCCUACUGGCGGCAGCUGUGGGACACACAUGCGCGGGAAGCGCCGCAAGUGAGUCUUGACAUGAACACCACCGUCGCCACGGACCUCGGCCUGCGCCACGACCUCGUCGACGCCGCUGUACACGCGUACCAUACGUGGCAGGAGGAGAAGCGCGUGCUGAAGCAGACUUUUGGCAGGGCGUCGGCAGAGGUGGAAGCUUAUGUGAAGAAGAGGCCGCGGCCGCCGUCGUUCGGGCCGCUGGUGAGGUUGUAUAUCGUUGCGGAUCGCUAUGAUGUGGGGAAAGGGUUGAAGUACUGUGUUUGUGAGCGGAUUAGGCGGGUGGGCAGGGAAGCGAAUUGUGUGCCGGAGAGAGACGACGUGGCGUCGUUGUGGGAUGAGGGACUGGAGGAAGCGGAUGUGGGAUUGAAGAGGGUUGUUCUGGAGAUGUUUGCAGAGUUGAGCGGGAAGAGUGCUAAAGGGUUGUUUGCGAGUGGGGAGAAGAGCAGGUCAAUGGACGGGGGAUACACGGGCUGGCAUGAAGACUUUUUAAACGACUUGGUCCUGUUCAUGUUCGAGAGGAGUGGUCAAGGGAAGACGGAAGAGGGAACGGAGAUGCAAGCGUCCACCGAGGCUUCGAAGCCCGAGGAGGUGCGCCGCCGGUUUAGGAGUCUCGAGCGCCGGAGCAGCGUCAAUACUCGCCACGAGUGA
Messenger RNA from Cyphellophora europaea CBS 101466, 1191 nucleotides. RefSeq lists its product as uncharacterized. The record is from RefSeq and is a predicted model, not a curated record. Lineage: Eukaryota; Fungi; Ascomycota; Eurotiomycetes; Chaetothyriales; Cyphellophoraceae. The transcript has a single exon. Bases 1 to 1191 code for a protein of 396 amino acids.